Messenger RNA from Limanda limanda (common dab), 3389 nucleotides. RefSeq names its product retrovirus-related Pol polyprotein from transposon 412. NCBI's taxonomy places the organism in Eukaryota, Metazoa, Chordata, Actinopteri, Pleuronectiformes, Pleuronectidae. Gene Ontology annotation, biological process: DNA integration. The record is from RefSeq and is a predicted model, not a curated record. Gene Ontology annotation, molecular function: nucleic acid binding.
UGGAUGAAGUCCGGGUUGUCAGCAUGCCUGCAGGAGUCACCGAGACGCCAACAGAAGUCGCCACCGUGGCUUCCCAGGCCACAUCUGAAGUCGUGCCAGAUCGAAUUGGGGCUCUGGACUUGUCAGCCUUGCCAACUAAAGAUCAGGGUAAGGUCCAGUCCCUUCUUAGGCACAGCUCUGUCUUUUCCUCCCAUGAGGGAGAUCUGGGAUGCACCAACCUGAUCAGCCAUGACAUCCCGCUCUUAGACAAUGUGCCUGUCAGGCAACACUAUAGGCGCAUUCCGCCGUCCGAGUACGAGGUGGUUAAGGAGCAUAUUAACCAACUGCUUGAAAAUCAAAUCAUCAGAGAGAGUAGCAGUCCUUAUGGUUCCCCAAUUGUCCUUGUGAAAAAGAAAGACGGCAGUUUACGCAUGUGCGUGGACUACCGCCAGCUUAACAACAAAACGCGGAAAGAUGCUUUUCCCCUUCCACGCAUCGAGGAAUCUUUGGAUGCCCUGACAGGUGCCCGCUGGUUCUCUACUCUUGACUUGGCCAGCGGGUACAACCAGGUCCCGGUCACAGAAGCAGACAGGCCCAAAACCGCCUUUUGCACCCCGUUCGGCUUAUUCGAAUGGAACCGCAUGCCCUUUGGGCUUUGCAACGCCCCCAGCACUUUCCAGAGGCUGAUGCAGCGAAUGUUCGGUGACCAACAAUGUCAAUCGUUGCUCCUGUAUCUGGAUGACAUCAUAGUCUUCUCUUCCACGGUGGAACAACACCUGGAGCGGCUGGAGAUUGUACUGGGACGGUUGCAGGAGCAAGGCCUGAAGGCUAAGCUAAGCAAAUGCGCGUUCUUCCAGCCGGAGGUGCGGUACUUGGGCCAUGUGGUCUCUGACCAGGGAGUCUCCACCGAUCCCAGCAAGCAAGAGGUAGUUGCCAACUGGCAGCCUCCCACCACCAUCGCUGACCUACGUUCAUUCCUUGGUUUCGCCAGCUAUUACCGCCGCUUUGUGGAGGGGUUUGCCAAGUUGGCGGCCCCUCUACACAAGCUGGUAGCAGAACUAGCUGGUAGGAAGUCUAGGGGUGUGGUGCGAAUAGUGGCGGAGCAUUGGUCGGAUGAGUGCCAUCGCAAUUUUGAAGCGUUGAAGACCAAACUUACCACUGCACCUGUGCUCGCCUACGCCGACUUCUCCUUACCGUUCAUCCUGGAGGUUGAUGCGAGCUAUGGUGGCCUUGGAGCUGUGCUCUCCCAAGAACAGAAUGGGAAGGUCAGACCUAUAGCUUAUGCUAGCAGGGGGUUGAGGCCCACGGAGCGAAAUAUGUCGAACUACAGCUCCAUGAAAUUGGAGUUUUUAGCUCUCAAGUGGGCUAUGUCAGAAAAAUUCCGGGAAUACUUGCUUGGUUAUAAAUGCAUUGUUUACACCGACAAUAAUCCCCUCAGUCACUUGUUUUCUGCCAAACUCGGUGCCACCGAACAGCGUUGGGCAGCACAAUUGGCAGCUUUUGAUUUUGAAAUAAAGUACCGCUCUGGGAGGAGCAAUAAAAAUGCUGACGCUUUAUCUCGGAAGCAUCCACCCGGGCCAAAGAACCUAGAGGUGAUGUUUCCUGGUACCUCAGUCCCUGAGCCCUUGCGGCAGGUCCUGCAGUGUGAAACCACUCCCGCCAAUCAAGCUGCUAUUGCUGCUUUGCCCCAUCAUGCACCUUCUGACCUCCGGGCACUUCAACAAGCUGAUCCUGUCCUUCAGGAGGUUUUAGCAUUCUGGGGGCGGCAGCGGAGUCCCAACUAUCAGGAGCGGAAGCACCUGUCUCCUCCUGCACUGACCAUUAUAGGUCAGUGGAACCGGCUGGUUGAGCAGGAGGGUGUUCUCUUCCGGCGCAUCUUCCGUCCUGAUGGCGCCGAAGCGGUGCUUCAGCUUCUGCUGCCUGCCACGUUAAAGCAAGAGGUGCUGGCGCAGGUUCAUCAAGGGCAUGGGCAUCAGGGUGUGGAGAGGACAUUGGAGCUAGUGCGGCAAAGGUGCUACUGGCCAGGUAUGUCCUCAGAGGUGGCACAGUGGUGCAGAGAUAAGAGGUGUCAAGUUGCUAAGGACACACCCAGACCGCCUCCCAGUUUCAUGGGGCAUUUGUUGGCUUCGCGUCCCAACGAAAUCUUGGCCAUUGAUUUUACCUUGCUGGAACCCAGCCACAACGGGUUGGAGAAUGUCUUAGUCAUGACAGACGUUUUCAGUAAAUACACCUUGGCUGUUCCUACCCGAGAUCAACGAGCCCCAGUUGUUGCUCAGACUUUGGUCUCUGAGUGGUUCUAUAAGUUUGGCGUUCCUGCCCGUAUCCAUUCUGAUCAGGGCCGCAACUUUGAAAGUUCCCUCAUUCAACAGCUCUGUGUACUUUACGGUAUUGAAAAAUCUCGCACCACUCCAUACCAUCCUGCCGGUAACGGCCAAUGCGAACGCUUUAAUCGCACUCUCCACAACUUAUUGCGUGCCUUCCCUGCAUCUCGGAAAAGAGACUGGCACUCUUGCCUGCCACAGGUGCUCUACUCGUAUAACACCACUCCCCAUCAGUCCACCGGCGAGUCUCCAUUCUACCUGAUGUUCGGGCAAGAACCCAGGCUGCCGGUUGAUUUUCUCUUGGGUAGAGUCUCAGACCCUGUGGGUGGCGAGGUCCACGAGUGGAUCCAAGAACAUCAAAACCGGCUCCAGCUUGCCUUUGACGGGGCCCGGGAAAGGUUGAAGGUGGCGGCAGAGCGCAGGAAGAGGAAUCAUGAUAAUCAUGUUCGGGAUGACCCACUAAAGGUGGGGCAGUUGGUGUGGCUGCGCGAUCAUAGUGCAAGGGGGCGCCACAAGAUACAAGAUCUGUGGGGCCCUGUGGUGUACCGAGUCGUAAAGGCACCCCGAGAAGGUGGUCCAGUGUACACCAUCGUACCGAUGGACGACCAGACCAAAGUUCGGCAGGUCCAUCGAACACUGUUAAAAGCCGUUGCUGGAGCUGCCCCUCAGGGUAGUGCAUUGCCCCAUUGUCCAACCCCUCUUGACCGGCCUCGGUCAGAGGAUGAGUUGCCGUUUGACGGAGACUUGUUUAUGUUGAGGCCGGAGACCUCUGUUGCUGCACCUGCUCGCACAGCCGUGGUGACUCAAACCACCCCUCGGUUGCUGCUCCCACCACCUGACUCUGCUGGGUCAGAGUCGUCAAGCGCUCCCUCUACUGCAGUGGCAGAUCCACCCUCCGUCUCCCUGGCCGUUCCCUCCACCAGUUAUGCUGGUGAAAGUGAAGUACGCCGGUCAGCCAGGUCGACGGCUGGCCAGCACCCAAACCUCUAUCACCUUCCGCGACCUGUAGGGAACUUGGCAUCUGGGGCCGCAAAUCCCCCUGGUCCAGUGUCAAUUGCCGUUACUGCGCUCUUUAGGCCGUGGAGUUAG